Mercenaria mercenaria is the source of this 5807-nucleotide messenger RNA. Its product is annotated as sushi, von Willebrand factor type A, EGF and pentraxin domain-containing protein 1-like. The transcript is spliced from 27 exons. NCBI's taxonomy places the organism in Eukaryota, Metazoa, Mollusca, Bivalvia, Venerida, Veneridae. Gene Ontology annotation, molecular function: calcium ion binding. The record is from RefSeq and is a predicted model, not a curated record. The coding region runs from base 244 to 5148 and encodes 1634 amino acids.
UCUUAAAUAAAGAAAUACUUUGAUGCACAAGAACUUAUUAUAAGGGCGGUUCGACAAGUUGCAUUGAACAAUAAUAAAAUAUUCUUUCAUACAAUGACAUAAUGAAAUAUAAUAAUCAUGCGUAUUAAGUUUCCUUAUGCAUGAUAGUAAAUUUCGCCACUCAGUUCCUUUUAUUAAACGCGGAAGUAGACUCGCCGACAAACGCAGACUUUUAAACGCAGUUCACUGACAGAAGCGCACGAGAUGGGUACUACGGAUAAAUAUUUUUUAAUAAUAUUUCUUCUUCUAGGGAUCGUUGUGACUCUAAGUGUUACAGAAAAAGAAGUAAACAUUAUAGGUCCAUACGAAAACAGUUGUUUGCUUGAAGUAAUUGGAUUUCCGUCAAACUGUACAGAUGUAGAGGGCGACACUGUCAAACACAUGGGAUCCUGUUUUGUAGACGAAAAAUCAAACAGCGGUAAUUGCGAGGUUUUGACUUGCGAACACGGUCACUGGACAGGAACGAGAAACUCUUUGGCUGAUGCACAUCACAGACAAAAGCGGUUUUUUGGAGGAUUUGUUGUGGGACUGGUAGCUGGUUGCAUAUUGUUCUGUAAGUUGAAAUUAGUAUCGGUAUGCACUGUUAAGCGGCGGUGGUGGGGGAGGGGGGGGGUAGGGGGAGGGGGAGGUACCCAGAUUGUGACAAAGUAUCCGCCCUCUUUUCCUUAUCCAUGUAAGCCAGCGGAUGUCCUAGACAAUUAUAAUGUUGCCGCAGGCGAGACCAGCAUUGUUGUCAGUUGGACCAUUCCAGUAGCCACAGACAGGGACGGAGACACUCCAAGUGUUACACAAGUUAGUGGGGGAGUAAAUGGUGGCCGUUUUGACGGGGCAACGUAUGGGAAGACCCACUACGUAACGUAUAAAGCGUCAGAUGAUGACGGUCUAACGGGCCACUGCUACUUCUCUUUUACAGUCACUACAUUGACUUGUGACACCCUGCCUUGGCCUGCCAAUGGCGCUAGAUCGUGUGAAAACUACAUUCUUGGAAGUUCGUGUCAGUACACAUGUAACUCCGGGUACAAGCUAACCGGAAGUGAUACAGUCACGUGUCAGGAUGAAGUAGCCCCAACAUGGUCACCGGCUCCGACAUGUGAAAAAAAAUCUUGCAGUCCCCCCAGCUAUCCGGAUCACAGCACUGUACAGUGUACAGAUUCAAUUUUUGCUUUUCAAACAGUAUGUUCGAUUUUUUGCGACAAUGGAUUUUCCUUAGAAGGUCACUUCUACAUGCAGUGUCAGGCAGACGGUACGUGGUCCAACGCUGGAUCCUCCACUUGCAAGGAUGGAACGCCGCCAACAAUAACAUGUGAAACACCACAAGUCUUCUACGCUGAUCGCGGUAUAACAUCAACAUCAGUAAACUGGCAAGUGCCAACUGCGAUUGACAAAACAGACGCUAGUCCGUCCAUUGUACAAACUGGUGGUCCAACUGCCGGAUCAGUAUUAGAAGUCGGAAAUGAUAUUGUAACAUAUAAAGCAAUUGAUGUUGACGGGAAUGAAUCACCAGAAUGUUUUAUUGAACUUCGUGUUGAAGAAAUAACAUGUGGUCAUCCUUUAGACAGUUUUGAAGACAACUACCUAGUAUUUAACUGUUCAACGUCUCGUUAUAUUUACGGGACAUCAUGUAGACUUUCCUGUACUGCACAUUUGCCGCUAGAGGGCACGGAUCUAGUCACAUGUGAGGACAAUGGCCAAUCAGAAGGAGUAUGGAGCUGGGGGACCGGAGAUAAGCCAUACUGUAGAGCAAUUGCUUGCCCUGACCUGGAUCCACCAAUCAAUGGAGCGCUUGUUUCUGACACGAUACAAACACGUCCUGUGUAUACAAUGAUGUGUAAUGAUGAGUUCGAUAUACCAGACAUGGGAACAAACUUUAACGGCUUGUUUUUUUGCACAGACGAUGGGGAUUGGAUUUCGAUCAACCCAGCCCCGGACUGUAUAGAACCGAGGAAUCCACGAUUUCUUAAUCUGCCGGCGGAGAUAUUUUAUUACGGCGGUGACUGCGGCAGCGAAGCAACAAUGGCAGAAAUUGAACAAAACUUUAUAGAUAUUUUAGAAUCUGAACUCAAUCCUUAUUUCGAGACAAUUUGUCCAUCUGGAGAAACUUGCACGGCAAGUAGUAUCGCAAUAACCUGUGGACCAAUAUCGAAAAGAAAGAAAAGAUCACUCUCUUGGGAAUUUAGAAAUGAAGGGAUACGUGUACAAAAAAAAUACGAUGAAGAACGUACACGAGAACACAUCAUACGGAAGCGAUCAACUUACACUCAUUUGCUCAUUUUAGAGUUUUAUAUUGUCAUGGAAUUCAAAUUUGGCAAUUCAUCGCUGCAAGAUGCGAUUCUUGUAUAUGAUGAUGUGCAGCUGAAUAUUUUGAAACCUGCAUUCCAAGAAAUGAUCAACAACGGAACAUUUGAUCUUCAAGGUUUCGUGCUCGAAUCUGAUUCAUUUCAGACAGCGAGUUAUGGAGAUAUAACUUGUGAUCCCGGGUAUAUGCUGGAUCGCACAACAUGUAAACCGUGUCCUUUGGGGUAUUUCGUGAACGAAACUACGAGCAAGUGUGACCUUUGCCCUGUCGGCCAGUACAAGGAUAAUGAGAGUGACGCUUCCUGUAAUUCCUGUCCCACUGGGUAUACGACAAAGACAACUGGGUCGAAGACAAUGGCCGACUGUAACAAACAAUGCAGUCCUGGUUCGUACUCUCCAAAUACCGUUGAGAAUUGCUCCGCCUGUCGCCAUGGUUACUACCAAGACGAAUAUGGUCAAACGUCGUGUAAAGCUUGUCCGUCUGGCACAACAACAGAGUCAACGAACAGCACCUCUGUCAAUGAUUGCAAAAACUAUGACGUUUUCCUUGAAACAACAAACGGUGGUGUGACAGUAUCGACGUUCCCUGGAACUUUGAGCGAUAUCACCUUUAUGUUUUGGUCAAAACGGUUCGACGAACGGAGUUCUAAUGCAGUGCUACGAUUUGUUAAUGGAGGAACAACACUUUUCAACGUGUACCUGACUGAAAAUAUCCGAGUAGAAAUUCCAUCACAGCUGGACGAAAUUGUCGGUUCACACAGCAGUUCUUCCUGGAAUCACGUGACAAUCACCUGGGAUACAGCAAACACUAAUGUAACGGUCUAUCUUGGUGGUGAAUCUGUUUAUACAACAGACUCUGCCUCAGCGCCUAGUACGCCUUUGUUAGAUAAUGGAGCUUUUGUAGUGACAACUACUGGACAAACAGGUGUUUAUUUGACGGGUUUGCAUCUGCUCGGAAAUGUUUUGACUGAAACGGACAUUGCAAACCAUGCCACGUCAUGCCACAUAACAGAAAAUGAUGACGUUAUUAACAUUGGUGUAUUCGACGACGACUCCAGUGAACAAGGGAUAUCACUCAUCGCUGCCUCUAGCUGUUAUGCAACUGACGCAUGUUUGUCAUCGCCAUGUAACGGUCACAUCUGCACAAAUGGACAAGAUGGUUUUACAUGCACCUGUCAGAGCGGUUGGUCUGGCACGACGUGUACAAUACAGCCAGACUUUUGUAUUGACAAUGGUUGCGAAAAUAGUGCAACGUGUUUUAGUGGAGACACAAACUACACGUGCACUUGUUUGCCUGGAUACAGCGGGAUGUUUUGUGAAGUUCCACCAGUGGAUGGUGGCUGGUCAGAAUGGAAGGUAUCCGAAUGUUCAAAAUCUUGUGGAACUGGUACAAUGAACCGAACACGCCAGUGUGACAGCCCACCACCAGAUACAUACGGUGCUGACUGCAUAGGAGAUCAAAUGGAAAUAACACCUUGUAAUGUUGAAGAGUGCCCAGUUUGCAAAGAAUUCGAGAUAAAAUAUGGAACCUUGCUUAAUUGUACCACGGACCAAACGACGGGGAGUGAGACGUGUGUAUUAUACUGUAAGAAUGGUAAAUUUCUACCACCUGGAUUACAGGGCUUCCAGACGUACACGUGUGGGCCGGAUACUAAUUAUGUCUGGGAUUCUUUGGAGAAUCCUCCAAAUUGUGUUGAUCCAGUUGGUCUCGAUAACGUAAACAUCACAGUCAAUGUGGACUAUACGUCAGCAAUUACUGGCAAUGCUAUUGCUUUAUUUGAGGAUGUCCUUCGUAGUCAGGUAUCAUCUGUAGCCUGCUAUAACUCCCCUAACUGCCAGACAACUGUAGAAGUAGAACAAUCCAGUAUGUCCCUUACUUUCAGCAUUCCACUUCACCUCGGGCCAGACAUACAGUACGAAAAUUACAUUUCAACCGUUAAAGCAAAUGAUGCCCUGCAAGAACUAACUGACGCAAUAACAUAUCUUGAAUCAACCGCCCAGCAUAUAAAGAAUCACACUAAUGAGAUAUUUGACGUCAACGUUGAAGGGGUGACAUAUAAUCCUGACGUCAACAGUCUAACGAUUAGUCCAGGAGUAACAUGUAACAGCGGUUUUGUUGUUUUGGACGGUGUUUGCGUCGGAUGUCCGUCUGGUACGUACGCAGCCAAUGGAGUGUGCAACUUUUGUGAGAAGGGGACAUAUCAAUCAAACAUGGGGCAGACAUCUUGUUUACCAUGCCUGGAUAAUCUAACAACAAAGACAUUGGGUUCAUCAGAUAUUUCUCAAUGUACAGGAACGAUUGCAACCAGUACAAGUGAGAAACCUGGUGAUAAGCAUGAUGACAAAGAUAAGAGCACAGUGUAUUUACCGAUUGUUAUAUCGAUAGUAGCCCUUCUUGUGGCUCUGGCCACAUUUGCUGUCGUCUGGUACAAGAUAAUCAGACCAAAAGCAAAAGUGAAUGGGUCGCCUCCAAACUUAAGAACGGAGACUGCUCGCUCUGGGUUUCCCAGGGUGUACACUAGGACUCCGGGCCCUAGAACUCCAAGCAGCAUCACAUCAUUGACAGACUGUGAUGAUGACUUCAUGAGAGGGAGUGAUGUUUGUCAAACGCCUGGUGUACGAUUACAUCACGUUAGAAUGCCUUCUACUCACAGUGGUUACCUAACACCCGCAGCCGUCCAUGUUGAAUGCAAAAGUCCACCUCCACCAUACCACCCACCACCUUUACCGGAGUAUUCAGAAAAGGACGAAACUCUUAAUAACAGCAUAUAUGACACAAUAAAUGAAAAUCCUCCACAGAAACUGAAGUAUUAAGCUAUAUAAUGCUGACUUGCCACUGGAGUAAAUCCUUGUAUGUUAAGUUAAAUCCAUACAAUGAUCAUAUAUACACCAAAUUUAUGAAGUGUAUAAAAACUGGAGAUAAGAAUCAACAAAUCAUUAUAACUCAUAUCAUGUGUUAUAUAUUGCUGAUUUAGAGGUGAUCAAAAAGUAUUGUGAGUUGUUCGGUUAUUAUAAAUUGUCAUAACAUUCUACUACCAAAUAUUGCAUUAGAAAUUGCCCCAAGAAUGGCUUUUUAAAAGUAACACUUUUUGCUUGAAAAUAAAAAUAGAAGAAAAAAAAUGUGUGCUGAGCAGAUCCAAAUUCGAUUUUAGUCUAAAGGUACUUUUCAAUUACCAAAGAGAUUACAUUUAAUACAUCUAUAUUUAAUACAUUUUCAUCUAGAUUCUACUUUUCACUGAGUUCAAAUUUGAAACAUUGUGUAAAAUGUUGUAUAAACACAAUACAGGAAAGAUAACAAAAACAUCCGUACAGAAAUGCUCCAGGUUUCAUUCUUGUAGAAGAAAAAUACCAGGUAAUUAUUAUUUUUUUAUUUUGAAAAUGUUUUCUGUGCUAACACGUAUAUAUUUCAAAUAUAACAUUUAAAACACUUAACAAAUAUUUGAUAUUAAAGGAAUCUCAAUAAAUUCUACAAA